GUAGGCGGGAUACUUGUAGUUGGACGGGAAAUACGUCGAGUUUUUUCUGCUAAAACAUUUGCUACUGAAUUACUCUCUCGAAAGAUUCCCAGUUAAGAGGACAGACCUUGAGAUAGGAGCCAAAGUAUCGAGUGACGUGAGGAGAGUCACACUGAGACAGAAUGGAGAUUUCUUGCUGGAUGUCUUCGAUUUCAUCGUCUGCUGCUUCCAGGUCAAUGAUCUUGAUUGCUACCACGCGACUACUUCGCUGGUCGAUGCCUUUAUACACUUCUCCAAAGUUCCCUUUCCCAAUCUUGUCUUGUCUUGUGAAUAUCUUCUCCGGGUCAGACAGUGCCCUUGACCCAGUACUGAGUCUGAACACUUUGGCCGCCAUUUGUGCGUCGAACUGCUGCUCCUCUGCUGGCUUUUCCUAACAGAUGGACUGGCUGGAAUCCUCUAUUUGUGUGUGUCUCUCUCGCUUCUCCCUAAGAAAAUCAGGCGACGUGUGUGGCGGCGCACUUUGACCUGCUGGAAAAAACAAGAUUACGUCACUUUUUUCGCAGGCAGCUAGCUGUAUGAAGCUGAAACGCUUUCUUCUCCGCUACUACCCUCCAGGGAUUAUUCUGGAAUAUGAGCAGGGAGGAGAGACUCGAUCAAAGUGUAUCGACCUCCUAGAUCUGAGACCAGAGUCAGAUGUGGGAGAGCUGGUGAGUGAGAUUUGCACCAGAGAACCACUUGUGACUCUUAGCAAGGCGGAGCAACUGGCUGGACUUAUCAGAAAGCUGCAGGGUAAACUGAGUGAGUCUCAUGAGACGCAGUUCCAGCUGUUCAAAGAGGUGAGGACUCAUCUCCUUCCUCUCACCAACAUCGCCAUCAACAAAUCUGGAUCUUGUUUCAUUACAGGUAGCUAUGACAGGACAUGCAAAGUAUGGGGAGGAGAGAGUGGGGAAGAGCUACUGACACUGGAGGGCCACAAGAACGUGGUCUACACUGUCGCCUUCAACAACCCAUAUGGGGACAAGAUAGCUACUGGAUCGUUUGACAAGACCUGCAAGUUAUGGAGUGCGGAGUCCGGAACCUGUUACCAUACCUACCGCGGACACACUGGGGAGAUAAUCUGUCUCACCUUUGACCCCCUGAGUACGAUGAUAGCGUCGGGCGGUAUUGACGCAACAGCUAGACUGUGGAGCGUGGAGCACGGCACUGAGCUGGCCACACUAGCUGGGCAUUCAUCAGAGGUGAUAUGUGUCCACUUCAACAACUCUGGGUCUCAGGUGGCCAGUGGUUCAUUUGACCACACUGCCAUCAUAUGGGACACCCACACAGGGAGGUCGGUUCACUCCCUGCUAGGUCACAGAGGAGAGAUAUCCAGUGUGGCGUUUGACUAUGGAGGAAACACUGUUGCCACUGGCUCAAUGGAUAAGACCUGCAAGAUAUGGGACAUUCGCUCCGGCCAGCUUAUCACCACUCUCAGGGGUCACAAGGACGAGGUGUUGGAUGUGGCGUUUGACUCGACUGGUCAGCAACUGGUGACUGCUUCAGCUGAUGGAACUGCCUGUGUGUUCAACACAACUACACUCAACUGUGUCCACAGACUCCAGGGCCACCAGGGAGAGAUCUCUAAGGUCCCACACACUCUCUCUCACACACACUGCAUCUACUACUACUAUUAUACUGUACAUAUGUAAUCAGCAUUACCCUCUUCGGGGAAGUUGCAUCCUAUACUGUAAGGAGGUCAAUCACAUCUGAUAAAUCUGGAUGCUCAAUAGACGCCUGGAAAUUUGUUCUGCCCAUGCCCAUUAUUCCACUGAGUCAGUGUCCAUUAUUCACCUGUAACGUAAAGUGUGCCUUUGCUCUCUUUUGCCUCUCCUGGUAGGUGUCAUUUAACGCCCAGGGGUCUCGGAUCCUGACUGCUAGUGGAGACAAGACAGCCAAACUCUGGGACUCUGCCACUGGACUCUGUCUACAGACUCUGGGUGGGCACGGGGAAGAGGUUCUCGGCUCUCUGUUCAACUACCAGGGAGACCAAAUCAUCACCGCCAGCAAAGACAACACCUGUCGUCUCUGGAGAUGAUGAUGUAAUAAACCUGUUUCAUUUGGCACGGCAACCCCAUCACCUUACAUGUUGUUUUGUAUGGCACAAUUAAAUCCAGUGUAACGCAUGCGCUUUAAUUUUUGCGUACUAUUUUAGUACUACCACAUGCGCUUAAUUUUUGUUCGCGUUUUGCGUGCAUCAAAGAUGUUCGAGCUUCGGCUUGGCGUGCUUCGCGGAGAGAAGGUCGUCUGUGGUUCUCUGUGUGUGGAGGUGGAGGAGGAGGUCACGUGCAGAGAGCUCGUGGACCAACUAAAGGAGGUGGGGUUGCUGAGCGGUGCUGCAGAAAGGGGGGCGUGGCACCUCGUCGAGCGCUGGAACGGCUGCGAACGGCAACUGGGAGAUGGGGAGAAGGUA
Molecule: messenger RNA, 2428 nt
Organism: Geodia barretti
Lineage: Eukaryota; Metazoa; Porifera; Demospongiae; Tetractinellida; Geodiidae
Source: the annotation of a GenBank genome assembly